AUGGGUGUCAUCAGUCUGGUUCGUGGUCGGAGGGACCACACCGUCGUCGAGGAUCUGCGUCCCACCCAAGAGACCGAGACCAAGAAUGAGGUCAAUGUGGAACAAAACAGGGUCGACAGUGACCUAAGCAACCUGGCUCGUGCGGAGAAGGAGAUUCAGGAACACCCUGAUGAAAUUACCUCCGGUGCUGCCGCUGGUGUGCGCAAGGCCGAGGCUGUUGCUCUCGUCUGGGGCAAGAAGGCUGUCUAUGCUACCUAUGCCUGGAUCUGGGUUUGCUUCUUCAUGCUAGCAUUGCACUCCGCCAUUGGCAACAACGUUCUUUACUAUGCCUACUCCAACUUCAAGAAUGCUUCGCAAGUCAGUACUGCUAGCAUCCUGGCAAGCAUCGUCGGUGGAGUACUCAAGCUCCCCGUUGGAAAGAUCUUGACUCUGUGGGGACGUGCUGAGGCUCUGGUUAUCUUCACUGGUGUUUAUCUUCUCGGAAUCAUCAUUCUCGCUUCUUGCAACAAUGCCAACAGCUACGCUGCUGGUUACGUUCUGUACUGGGUUGGAUAUGAUGCGAUCUAUGUAAUUCUGGAUAUCUUCAUUGCUGAUACCUCUGGCAUGCGCAACCGUGCAUUCGCCUUUGCCUUUGCCUCCACCCCCUUCAUCUGCACUGCCUUCACCGGCUCGUUGGCUGCUGCCAGUUUCUUGAAGACCGCUAAUUGGCGUUGGGCCUAUGGCGCUUUUGCCAUUAUCCAACCCUUUGUGUUCCUGCCUCUGGCCGGUGUUUUCAAGUACUAUGAAAUCAAGGCUCGCAAAAUGGGCGUGCUGCAGCGUCCUUCGUCUGGCCGGACUGUCAUGCAGUCGAUUGUGCACUACAUCCACGAGUUUGACAUCAUCGGAGCCCUCAUCCUGAUGGCAGCCUUCAUCCUCUUCCUCUUGCCAUUCAGCUUAGCCAACUACGGCCGCGCCCAGUAUAAGGAAGCCUCCUUCAUCGCCCCCCUGGUCAUCGGCUUCUUUCUGUUCUUCGUCUUCGCCGCUUGGGAGAAAUGGUUCGCCCGCACUCAUUUCAUCCCUUACCAGCUCUUCAGAGACCGCACGGUCUUCGGCGCCUGUGCUCUCUCGGCCAUCCUCUACUUCAGCUUCUACUCUUGGGAUCUGUACUACUACUACUUCGUUAUGGUCGUGUACAACUUAGACGUAACAAUGACUGGCUACAUGACCUCCAUCUACACCGUCGGCUCCUGCUUCUGGUCCCCAAUCUUCGGCCUCUGGAUCCGCUACGUGAAGGAAUUCAAAUACACAUGUCUCUUCUUCGCGCUGCCUCUGAUGACCCUCGGAGCUGGUCUGAUGAUCCACUUCCGCGGCUCGGACGGCGACAUCGGGUAUGUGAUCAUGUGUCAGAUUUUUAUCUCAUUCGCCGGUGGUAUGAUGGUCAUUGGUGAACAAAUGGCUGUCAUGUGCGCCUCCGAUCGCGAAGGUAUUCCCAUGAUGAUUUCUCUCGUCUCCCUGUUCUCGAACUUGGGUGGUGCUAUUGGCUACGCUGUUGCCGCUGCCAUAUAUUCCAACACCUUCCCCCAGGCACUGGCAGAUGCCCUCCCUGCUAGCGCCAAGGACCAGGCAUCGACCAUUUUCUCUGGUGGAUACCUCGUCCAGAUGAGUUAUCUGCCUGGCACGGAGAUCCGCGAGGCUAUCAACUACGCUUAUGGCUAUAACCAGAAGUACGGUUGUAUUUCUGCCACGGCUGUUCUCGUGCUUGCAAUUCCUGCUAUAGGUUUGUGGAAACACUACCGUGUUGACAAGGAGCAGAACAAGGGUACUGUGCUCUAG
This is a messenger RNA of Penicillium antarcticum, 1812 nucleotides long. RefSeq lists its product as uncharacterized. Lineage: Eukaryota; Fungi; Ascomycota; Eurotiomycetes; Eurotiales; Aspergillaceae. Bases 1 to 1812 code for a protein of 603 amino acids. The record is from RefSeq and is a predicted model, not a curated record. Gene Ontology annotation, biological process: transmembrane transport. Gene Ontology annotation, molecular function: transmembrane transporter activity. The transcript is spliced from 2 exons.